CGUUUUUUGUCUUCGCCUCAAAAAGUGGAAAGUCCUUAAAAAUCUGCUUAAUUCCUACUUAUUUUAAAUUAUUUCGUGUCCGAUAAGAGUGAAUUAGAGCUAUUUGCAACUUCUGUCAUCGAUUUUGUUGGAUAACGCAGUCCGAAAAGUGGAGAACCACAGCGCCAACAAUACCGGGCUGAAAACACGAAAAAGGAUUCUAAAUCCUUUUACAACGCCACUGGAACUAACUCUCAAUCAACCCUAGAGAGUAUGAAUCUUAACUUACUUUCCAAAGCGCUCGGAGUCUGCGGAUACGUGAUUCAGUAUGGCUGUAUUACCCACUGCACCUUCGAAUACAUCGGCGAUUUCGUUGUCUGUGUUGGACCAUCGAUGGAACCGACGCUAACCACUAACAACGUCCUCGUUACAGACCGGAUUACACCUCGCCUUUCGAAGCUGCAGCGCGGAGAUAUCAUUAUAACGAAGAGCCCCACAAAUCCGGUGCAGCACGUUUGCAAACGCAUCAUCGGGAUGCCGGGAGAUCGCAUAAUGACCAAGGCAUCCUUUAAUCUGAAUCCCCUCUCCAACACGCACACCAUUUACACUACGGUCAUACCAUCUCCGAACCCUUCGGAAGAAAAUCCGGCAACCACGACCAAAGCACUCAGCGCAACAGUCGCCAAGUUACGGGAAAAGGUGGACUUUGUAAGCAGCUCUGUCGAUGAAACGCCGACGGCACCACUAUCUGGUUCGAACACUAGCCACGAACAGGAUAUCUAUGAACAGGAAGAAUUCGAAACGACCCUCUCAACGAUGGGCCACGGAGGUGAGCCUAGAACCAGCAUCGUAACGGUACCGCGAGGCCACCUGUGGAUCGAGGGCGAUAAUGUGCAAAACAGUUCCGAUUCUCGUAAUUACGGACCGGUGCCGAUCGGUCUCGUGAAAAGUCGAGCCAUUUGCCGGUUGUGGCCGUUGAGUGAGUUCAAAUUCUUCAUCUGAGCGGCUGCACUGAUGCCAGAAUCGGUAGAACGUUGAAUGAUAUUAAAGACCGUGCUGGUUAUUGUUGGUUAUGAGCAGUUCUGUGAGUCUCCGUGUAACUGAAACUAUGCACCAGAUUGCCUAUUUAUUAUAGUUCUGCCAGAUUUGCGUUCCAAAAGAUAAAUCACCGCAAGAGAACUCCAUGUUACGAUGCUUUGCUUGCUUCGAUUUGAAGGAAAUUUCUCCAAGCCGACGUAGACUUCUUAUUAAAAGAUCAAAGGAGACUGGAUAAAAGUAGGCAACAGUGUUGCCUGUUCUGGCCAAGCAGAACAAGAGAUUAAUGGUGGUAAUAAAUGUUUUUCCCCUUGUUAAAUGACUUCUAUGUGAAUGGC
Molecule: messenger RNA, 1352 nt
Organism: Anopheles darlingi
Lineage: Eukaryota; Metazoa; Arthropoda; Insecta; Diptera; Culicidae
Product: mitochondrial inner membrane protease subunit 1
Exons: 2
Coding region: 253-981 (242 amino acids)
Cellular component (GO): membrane; mitochondrial inner membrane peptidase complex
Molecular function (GO): serine-type endopeptidase activity
Source: RefSeq, a predicted model, not a curated record